Pseudophryne corroboree (corroboree frog) is the source of this 3959-nucleotide messenger RNA. RefSeq names its product zinc finger protein 271-like. The transcript is spliced from 8 exons. NCBI's taxonomy places the organism in Eukaryota, Metazoa, Chordata, Amphibia, Anura, Myobatrachidae. Bases 219 to 3194 code for a protein of 991 amino acids. The record is from RefSeq and is a predicted model, not a curated record.
GCAAAGUCCCGGAAGUCAAGUGGAACGCAAAGUCCCGGAAGUCAAGUGGAACGCAAAAUCCCGGAAGUGUUGUGUGACCUACAAGAAGGAAGUCGAGCGAAAUGCAAAGGCUGGUGAGUGAGGAGCGGCAGGGGCGAUAACUGAUCAGCGAGAAACCACAGUAUUAGACGUUUUGUGAGGGUGACACCGGUCCUGUAUAAAUAACUGAGACACUGAGGAUGGACAGGAGUCCUAUGACUGAGAGGAUAUUACAUCUCACCCUGGAGAUCAUCUAUCUGCUGACUGGAGAGGGUUACACAGUAUUGAAGAAGACAUCCCGUGAGUGUGAGACAUCCAGCAGCUGUAACCAUGUGUCAGGAGGACUGAGCAGGACCCAGAGCCCCAUCACGGUGCCUCCACCUCACUCACUGAUACAUGAAAGACACAAUGACCAGAAGAUCCUGGAACUCACCAACAAAAUCAUUCAGCUGCUGACUGGAGAGGAGGGGGAGUAUAUAGAGCAACACAGGGGUCUGUACAAGGACGUGAUGAUGGAGAAUCACCGGCCCCUCACAUCACUGGAUGGGCCCAGUAACAGAGAUACCCCAGAGAGAUGUCCCCGUCCUCUGUAUUCCCAGGAUUGUACAGAGGAGAAUCACAGGAUCCCACAGGAGGAUCAGGUUGAAGAUCUGAGUAAUAUGAAGGCAGAAGAUAUAGAGGAAGAAGACGAAUCAUACGUGACUGGUUGUAAGGCAGAUGAUAUAGAGGGAGAAGAAGAGACGUAUGUAACUAAUAUAAAAGUAGAAGAUAUUGAGGAAGAAGAGAUGUAUGUGACAGACAAUAUGGCUGAAGAUAUAGAAGAAGAAGAGAUGUCUUUGACUGAUAUGAAGGCAGAAGAUACAGAAGGAGAAGAAGAAACGUAUGUGACUGAUAUGAAGGCAGAAAAUACAGAGGGAGAAGAAGAGACGUAUGUGACUGAUAUGAAGGCAGAAGAUACAGAGAGAGAAGAAGAGACGUAUGUGACUGAUAUGAAGGCAGAAGAUAUAGAGGGAGAAGAAGAGACGUAUGUGACAGAUAAUAAGGCAGAAGAUAUAGAGGGAGAAGAGACGUAUGUGACAGAUAAUAAGGCAGAAGAUAUAGAGGGAGAAGAGACGUAUGUGACUGAUAUGAAGGCAGAAGAUAUAGAGGGAGAACAAGAGACGUAUGUGACUGAUAUGAAGGCAGAAGAUAUAGAGGGAGAACAAGAGACGUAUGUGAGGGGUGAUCAGAAGUGUAAGCAGAAGGAAAUCCCUACAGAUAUCAGCACAGCAAAAGGAGGUAAUGGCAGGAAUAUCUUGGAGGAACACCUUGUUUUAUCUGCAUAUUGUGACAUAGAAGACAACAGCAUCACAUGGGACUCUCUGGAAGGGAACUCUAUUACCCCAAAUAUAUAUCCAAUGUGUCACCCUGCAGAAAUGUCAUCUGAUCCCGCUUAUCAUAAAUGUUUUCCUAAUAAUUCAGAUAUUACACAUAUUACAGCUCUAAGAGCAGACAAAAUAUGUACUUCUUUAGAAUGUUUUACACAGAACAUAAAGUGUAUAACCCAUCAGCCAGCUAAGACAGGUGAGAAACAGUUUCCUUGUACUGAUCAAUCACAUCUUGUUAAACAUCAGAGAAGUCACUCAGGUGAGAAACCAUUUCCAUGUUCUAAAUGUGUGAAAUGUUAUACACACAAGUCACUUCUUGUUAGACAUGAGAGAUGUCACACUGGUGAGAGGCCAUUUCAGUGUUCUGAAUGUGGGAAAUGUUUUACACAGAAAUCAAAUCUUGUUAAACAUAAGAGACUUCACACAGGUGAGAAGCCAUUUCUGUGCCCUAAAUGUGGGAAAUGUUUUACACAGAAAUCAUAUCUUGUUAAACAUGAGAGACUUCACACAGGUGAGAAACGUUUUCCAUGUUCAGAGUGUGGAAAACGUUUUGCAGAAAAAUCAGCUCUUGUUACACAUGAAAGAAUUCACACAGGGGAGAAGCCAUUUACAUGUUCUGAGUGUGGGAAAUGUUUUUCAGAUAAAUCAGCUCUUGUUACACAUGAAAGAAUACACACAGGAGAGAAACCGUUUAUAUGUUUUGAGUGUGGGAAAUGUUUUACACAUAAAUUAUCUCUUGUUACACAUCAGAGACAUCAUACAGGUGAGAAGCCAUUUACAUGUUUUCAUUGUGGAAGAUGUUUUACACACAAAUCAGUUUUUAUAACACAUCAGAAAAUUCACACAGGUGAGAGGCCAUUUCCAUGCUCUGAGUGUGAGAAAUGUUUUACACAGAGAUCACAUCUUGUUAUACAUCAAAGAAGUCACACAGGGGAGAAGCCAUUUUACUGCUCUGAGUGCGGAAAAUGUUUUUUAGAUAGAUCAGCUCUUAGUAGACAUGAGCGAUUUCACACAGGUGAGAAGCCAUUUCCAUGCUCUGAGUGCGGGAAGUGUUUUACACAGAAAUCAGAUCUGGUUAAACAUCAGAGAACUCACACAGGUGAGAAGCCGUUUUCAUGCUUUAAGUGUGGAAACUGUUUUUCAGACAGAUCAGCUCUUGUUAGACAUGAGCGAAUUCACACGGGGGAGAAACCAUUUUCAUGUGCUGAGUGCGGGAAAUGUUUUACAUACAAAUCAGUUUUUGAUCGACACGAGAGAACUCACACGGGUGAGAAGCCCUUUUCGUGUUCUGAGUGUGGAAAAUGUUUUACGUACAAAGCGGCUCUUGUUACCCAUCAGAGAACUCACACAGGGGAGAAACCGUUUUCAUGCUCCGAGUGUGGGAAAUGUUUUAUUCAGAAAUCGUAUCUCGUUACGCACGAGAGACUUCACACAGGUGAGAAACCGUUUACGUGCACAGAGUGUGGGAAAUGUUUUACACGGAAAUCACAUCUUGUUACACACGAGCGACUUCACACAGGUGAAAAGCCGUUUUCAUGCACAGAGUGUACAAAAUGUUUUUCAGACAGGUCCCAUCUUAUUAGACAUGAGAGACUUCACACAGGGGAGAGGCCGUUUACAUGCACUGAGUGUGGGAAAUGUUUUACCAAUAAAUCAAAUCUUGUUGCACACGAAAGACUGCACACAGGGGAAAAACCAUAUUCAUGCGCUGAGUGUGGGAAAUAUUUUACGAAUAAAUCACAUCUCGUUAGACAUAGGAGACUUCACACAGGGGAGAAACCAUUUCCAUGUUCAGACUGUGUGAAUUGACAGAUGUCAGGUUUUAUAAUUAAAUUGUUCACACUCAUUUACACAAGUAAAUUGUGGGUGUGUAAAAUCAAAAUAUGGUUAUAUAGUCUUCUAUACCCCUGCUGGAUGCAGGGCAGAUUAUCUGAACAAAUCAUGGUAUAAAGUUAUAUAUUAGGGAAUGUGGUCCGUGAAAGGGGAUUGUCCUUGGCUCUGUGUCUGUAAUGUUCUAUGGUUACUCUGUAAGUAGGGUAAACUUCAAACGCAAAAUAACUUUAUCGCCAACUUGAGGUAUACAGUGAUAACGUCAUAUCAUGGAAACAGGUUUGGGUUUGGUGCACUGCCUUUGAUAAGAGCAGGACAGACGUUCAAGAUGAGCAGCACUAGGACCGUCCUCCCUAGAGCCCUGACCUGGCACCAAGUGACUUCCAUCUCUUUGGACCAGUGAAGAAGCAUCUGGGUGGAAGGCAACUCGCAACCGACUGUGAAGUUCAGUGAGCCAUCAUGACCUGGCUUCAGGAGCUUGACAUUGAUUUCUUCUAUGGUGGGAUAGAUGCCUUGGUGUACCGUUUCAGUAAAUGCUUACACAGGUGGGAAAUGUAUCUGUACCAAGGCCAUACUAUUGAUUAUAUCCAUAUGUACGAGUAGAAUAAAUUUAUUGUGAUGUUGUUACCUUAUUUAUUGAACCACCAUCGUAUAUAUUUAUAUAUAUUAUAUAUAUAUAUAUGUGUGUAGGGUGAAGUUUUUAGGUGUUUCUAAGUUAUUAAAGUCCAUUAUUGAUUACCCAUA